Molecule: messenger RNA, 2463 nt
Organism: Westerdykella ornata
Lineage: Eukaryota; Fungi; Ascomycota; Dothideomycetes; Pleosporales; Sporormiaceae
Product: VID27-domain-containing protein
Exons: 2
Coding region: 1-2463 (820 amino acids)
Cellular component (GO): cytoplasm; nucleus
Source: RefSeq, a predicted model, not a curated record
AUGCUCCGCAGCCGUUUGUUUGCCCCGCCCCCGCUAUCAACAACGCCGCUAACGUGUCGAACAGUCAGCAAGAUCGUCUUUGGUGACACCUCCAAAGAAGCACUCGUUGAGAUCCCCCAAGGCCAACUUUACCUCGUCCGUCCGCUCUCGGUUAAAGGCUACUCGGAGCUCAUCUUCAAAGACGCCGCCGCCACGAUCCGCCGGACAGGUCAGGAGUUCCAGUACCAGCUUGUGGUUCAGAGGGCAUACGAGGAAGGCGAGGAGGAACUUGUCGCUGAAGAGACCGGUGAAGACAGCGUCGGAGACCUCCUAGCAGGUGGUGAGAAGGACCAGAAGACAUUCCUGCUCGACGAGGAGCUGCAGUUCCGUACCGACGUUCGUCAAACGGGCGAGAAGAUCUUCGCGUGGCGUGACCUCAGCGGAGAGGAAGGCGAUCUCUGGGAGUUUGUCUGUGACGCUUCGGUCAAACCGGAGACUGCCGCUCUUUUUGAGCGGGUUGCCCUUCAGUGCCAGUACGAAAGGAAAUACCGAAGGAGCCACACCAACGCCAGAGAGGAAGAGCUAGAGGCUUUGGCAUACUCCGAGGAACCUAUCCCACCCGCGAGCCCGGUCGCUAAUCCAGUUACAAGAGGCCCGGCUGUAGCUGCCCCACCCGACGCAACUGAACUGUUUCCCAACACCACGAAAGCAAAUAUGGCGAAGAAGGUUGCAGGCAAAGCGCAGGCACCCAAGGCAGAAGAGCCGACAAAGGCGCCGCCAUCUGCGGCUCAACCUCAAGCCCUGGGCGUACUGGCCGACAAGACGGCCGAGCUACACCUCUUUGACUUCCCCACCGGUACCUUCAUCUUGCAAGAGGCCAAGGUCCAGGCUACCGUGACUGAGAUUGGCCACUGGGAGUACUGGCUGCACAUCGCAGGCGAAGGGCGGGAAUGGUUGGGCCAGCCUAUCGUGGAAGACAUUAAUCCAGUGUUCAACUAUGAAUACAAGUCCUUCAUCUUCAACCACUACCUUGAUGAUGGAUCGGCGUACUCUUGGCUUCUCCGCUUCCAAAACGAAGAAGACAUAGAGGACUUUCAGCAGGGCGUGAUGCAGGCCCUGUGGGAGCAUUUGAACCAAAUGAAGUGGGGGAAGGCUAAGGACACGGACAGAGAUUAUGUCAUGGAAGCCUUCCAAGACCUCACCAUGGAGGAUGCCCCAGAGGAGGAGGAAGAAGAGGAUGAGGAUGAGGAUGAGGAGGAAGAAGAUUUCGAGGAUGCCGAUGAGGGCCAUAGAAGCGAACAUUACGACGAGGAUGAAUCUGAAGACGAUACGGAAACGCAAGACAAGGACGGAGUCAACUCCCAGCUGGCUGUGGGUUACAAACAUGACAGAUCCUUCGUUGUCCGAGGCAACAAGAUUGGAGUGUUCAAGCACACCGCGGAUAAUCAACUUCAGUUCGCGACCACCAUUCGGGAUGUCAAGACGCCAAAGGGCAAAGCCUUUAAUCCCAGCAAGGUCAUGCUGCACGCUGAGGACGCGAAUAUGAUCAUGCAGAACCUGGACACACCGAACAAUCUCUACCGUAUGGAUUUGGAGACUGGUAAGGUGGUUGAUGAAUGGAAGGUUCAUGACGACAUACCGGUCAAGAUCUUUGCGCCGGAAAAUAAAUUCGCUCAAAUGACAGGGGAACAGACGUUCCUGGGACUCUCCGGCAAUGCUCUCUACCGCGUAGAUCCUCGCUUGCCGGGAAACAAACUCGUUGAUGACCAGCUCAAGCAAUAUGUAACGAAGAAUGCCUUCUCAGCAGCGGCUACGACGCAAAAGGGACAUAUCGCCGUCGCCUCCGAAAAAGGAGACAUUCGCCUGUUUGACCGCCUCGGUAUCAACGCGAAGACCCUCAUCCCUGCUCUUGGAGAUCCUAUCAUUGGCAUGGACGUGUCAGCCGACGGUAGAUGGGUUUUGGCGACAACGCGCACGUAUCUGCUUCUCAUUGAUGCUUUGCAAAAGGGAGGAAAGAAUGAUGGAAAACUUGGGUUCGAGAAACCGUUUGCGAAGGAUGACAAACCUCAACCCCGACGUCUCGCACUGGCGCCCAGCCACGUGGCUCAGUUCCAGCACGAGACAAAGGCACCGAUAUCGUUUACUCCUGCCCGCUUCAACAUUGGACUCGACGACAAGGAGACAACCAUCAUCACUGCGACAGGGCCCUUCAUUGUCACCUGGAGCUUGAAGAAGGUGCUUGCGAAUCGGAAGGAUCCGUACAGCAUCAAACGCUACGCCGAGGAGGUUAAGGCAGAUAACUUCAAGUUUGGUUCGGACAAGAACCUUAUCGUGGCCCUGCCCAACGAGGUGGAUAUGGUAGCCAAGCGGUCGUUGGCCAGGCCGACGCGUGAAAGCAUUGCGACCCCGACGAGGGUCGGACCCGGGCGGCGGACGAGGGGUAGUUAUCUUGGCCGGGACGAUAUUGUCAACAGCCCUUACUAA